AUGGCCGGAUAUCUCUUGCUUGUGAUUCCAAGCAUCCUCAUGAGCUUGUUGGUUUCGAGAGCGCCAUUCAUGAUGACCACCACACCACAGACGACGAAGCCCUGGGCCGAUGCGCCUAUGAAGCUCAUCACGACGCCGCAGUACGAGACCAAGAAGACCGACCUCUUCACGCUGGGCUCUACCCACAUGGCCUUGCUGCACAACUCGAUCCUGCGAGGCUACAACUCCAUCUACCAGCAGGCGCCCUAUAUCCAGGACGCCGACAAGGCCGACUUUAUCGGAUAUUCCCAGACGUGGUUCAAGUUUGUCAAGUCGCACCACGAUGACGAGGAGGAGUCCCUCUUUACCAAGGUCGAGGACCUGCUGGACGACAAGAACGUCUUUGCCGAGACGCACAAGGAGCAUGAGUCCUUCCUGAGCGGUCUUGCCGAGUUCAAUCAGUACCUGACGUCCUUGUCAUCGCCCACCGACUUCUCUGGCGCCAAGCUGCUUGACAUCAUGAAGGGCUUCCAGCAACCGUUCGAAACCCACUUCCACAGCGAGAUCAGCACUAUCGCCGGGCUUGCAAAGCACCCGAACGCGCCGAAGGAGGGGACGCCCGAGGCGGCGAACGCCAGUCUGACGUUCAAGACGUGGGGCAAGAGCACUGUCACCAAGGCGGGCACGGCGGACGUGGUGCCCUUCUUCCUGCUCAACCUGGACCGGACGGCCGAGGACGGGCUGUGGGCGAACUGGCCGCCCAUGCCGGCGCCGAUCAAGUGGGGCCUGAUCAAUAUCGCGGGAGCGUGGCACUGGGGAUGGUGGAAGUUUGCCAGCUGCGACGCGGCUGGGCAACCGAGGGAGCUUUACGCGCUGGGGUCUUUGGGGUCGGACGACAAGGCCAAGGCUGAGCUGUGA
This is a messenger RNA of Colletotrichum higginsianum IMI 349063, 897 nucleotides long. RefSeq names its product Hemerythrin hhe cation binding domain-containing protein. The transcript is spliced from 3 exons. Lineage: Eukaryota; Fungi; Ascomycota; Sordariomycetes; Glomerellales; Glomerellaceae. Bases 1 to 897 code for a protein of 298 amino acids. The record is from RefSeq and is a predicted model, not a curated record.